Molecule: messenger RNA, 4662 nt
Organism: Nyctereutes procyonoides (raccoon dog)
Lineage: Eukaryota; Metazoa; Chordata; Mammalia; Carnivora; Canidae
Gene: PNPLA6
Product: patatin like phospholipase domain containing 6
Exons: 36
Coding region: 164-4444 (1426 amino acids)
Biological process (GO): phosphatidylcholine metabolic process
Cellular component (GO): endoplasmic reticulum
Molecular function (GO): phosphatidylcholine lysophospholipase A1 activity
Source: RefSeq, a predicted model, not a curated record
GGAAAGCUACCGGUGUUGGCGCAGAGCGGACCCUGGUUGCUGGCCCCUGGGUGAGUCCGGGUCUUAGUCUCCCUCGCGGAGGAGUCCCUUCGGGGGAUCGUUAGCGAGUCCUCGGCUCUCCCAAGAUCUAUCCUCCUCCGAUGGCCGGUAGCCCCCGACUCUGAUGCUCCCAUCCCCCCAGUUCCCGGCAGGUGUUUCCGCGCCGGUAGCCAGGUGCGCGCUAGGCGCCCCACCAGCCGUCCCCGGCCCAGAGAAGCCAUCCCCGCGGCGAGUACGAAGGGUUGGGCAAGGACUCCGGGCUGCACCGGACCUACCGCCCAGUCGGAAGCAACUGAUGGAGGCUCCACUGCAAACGGGAAUGGUGCUGGGCGUGAUGAUUGGGGCCGGAGUCGCGGUGCUGGUCACGGCCGUGCUCAUCCUCCUGCUGGUGCGGAGGCUGCGAGUGCCGAAAACGCCAGCCCCGGAGGGGCCCCGCUACCGAUUCCGGAAGAGGGACAAAGUGCUCUUCUACGGUCGGAAGAUUAUGCGGAAGGUAUCACAGUCCACUUCCUCCCUGGUGGACGCGUCUGUCUCCACCACUUCCCGGCCCCGCAUGAAGAAGAAACUUAAGAUGCUCAACAUUGCCAAGAAGAUCCUGCGUAUCCAGAAGGAGGCACCAACGCUGCAGCGGAAGGAGCCCCCACCUGCAGUGCUGGAGGCUGACCUGACGGAGGGUGACCUGGCUAACUCCCACCUGCCCUCCGAGGUGCUCUACAUGCUCAAGAAUGUCCGGGUGCUGGGCCACUUUGAGAAACCGCUCUUCUUGGAGCUCUGCCGACACAUGGUCUUCCAGCGGCUCAGCCAGGGUGACUAUGUCUUCCGGCCAGGCCAGCCAGAUGCCAGUAUCUAUGUGGUGCAGGAUGGGCUACUGGAGCUCUGUCUGCCAGGGCCUGAUGGGAAGGAGUGUGUGGUGAAGGAAGUGGUCCCUGGGGACAGUGUCAACAGCCUUCUGAGCAUCCUGGAUGUCAUCACCGGCCACCAGCACCCCCAGCGGACGGUGUCUGCCCGGGCAGCCCGCGACUCCACAGUGCUGCGGCUGCCAGUGGAGGCCUUCUCCGCCGUGUUCACCAAGUACCCCGAGAGCUUGGUGCGGGUUGUACAGAUCAUCAUGGUGAGGCUGCAGCGGGUCACCUUUCUGGCACUUCACAACUACCUGGGUCUGACCAACGAGCUGUUUAGCCACGAGAUCCAGCCCCUGCGCCUCUUCCCCAGCCCUGGCCUUCCCUCCCGCACCAGCCCUGUGCGUGGCUCCAAGCGGGUGGUCAGUGCCUCAGCUGCUGAGGAGCCUCGGGAGACUCCUGGCCGGCCGCCUGACCCCACCGGGGCCCCACUGCCUGGACCUGCAGGGGACCCGGUGAAGCCCACAUCUCUGGAGGCUCCCUCUGCCCCCCUGCUGAGUCGCUGCAUCUCCAUGCCCGUGGACAUCUCAGGCUUGCAAGGUGGCCCCCGCUCAGACUUUGACAUGGCGUAUGAGCGUGGCCGGAUCUCCGUGUCCCUGCAGGAAGAGGCUUCAGGGGGGCCCCAGGCAGCUCCUGCUCGGACCCCCACUCAGGAGCCCCGGGAGCAGCCAGCAGGUGCCUGUGAGCACAGCUACUGCGAGGACGAGUUGGCCACCGGUGGUUGCCCCUUCGGGCCCUACCAGGGACGCCAGACAAGCAGCAUCUUCGAGGCAGCGAAGCGGGAGCUGGCAAAACUGAUGCGUAUUGAGGACCCAUCCCUCCUGAACAGCCGGGUCUUGCUACAUCAUGCCAAAGCUGGCACCAUCAUCGCCCGCCAGGGGGACCAGGACGUGAGCCUGCACUUUGUGCUGUGGGGCUGCUUGCAUGUCUACCAGCGCAUGAUUGACAAGGCAGAGGAUGUAUGCUUGUUCGUGGCACAACCUGGGGAGCUGGUGGGGCAGCUGGCAGUGCUCACGGGCGAGCCCCUCAUCUUCACACUGAGAGCCCAGCGUGAUUGCACCUUCCUGAGGAUUUCUAAGUCCGACUUCUAUGAGAUCAUGCGUGCACAGCCUAGUGUGGUUCUGAGUGCUGCGCACACCGUGGCCGCCAGGAUGUCGCCCUUUGUGCGCCAGAUGGAUUUUGCCAUCGACUGGACGGCGGUGGAGGCGGGCCGCGCUUUGUACAGGCAGGGUGACCGCUCCGACUGCACCUACAUUGUGCUCAAUGGGCGGCUGCGCAGUGUCAUCCAGCGCGGCAGCGGCAAGAAGGAACUGGUGGGCGAGUACGGCCGCGGGGACCUCAUUGGCGUGGUGGAGGCGCUGACACGGCAGCCACGUGCCACAACGGUGCACGCGGUGCGGGACACGGAGCUGGCCAAACUCCCGGAGGGCACUCUGGGCCACAUCAAACGUCGAUACCCACAGGUCGUGACUCGCCUCAUCCACCUGCUAAGCCAGAAAAUUUUGGGGAAUUUGCAGCAGCUGCAAGGACCCUUCCCAGGCUCAGGACUAGGCGUUCCCCCUCACUCGGAGCUUACCAACCCAGCCAGCAACCUGGCAACAGUGGCCGUCCUGCCAGUGUGUGCCGAGGUGCCCAUGGUGGCCUUCACUCUGGAGCUGCAGCAUGCUCUGCAAGCGAUUGGUCCCACGCUCCUCCUCAACAGUGACAUCAUCCGGGCCCGCCUGGGGGCCUCUGCUCUGGAUAGCAUCCAGGAGUUCCGGCUCUCAGGGUGGCUUGCCCAGCAGGAGGAUGCGCACCGCAUAGUGCUUUACCAGACUGACGCGUCGCUGACGCCCUGGACAGUCCGCUGCUUACGCCAGGCCGACUGCAUCCUCAUCGUGGGCCUGGGCGACCAGGAGCCCACGCUUGGCCAGCUGGAGCAAAUGCUGGAGAAUACAGCAGUGCGUGCCCUCAAGCAGCUGGUGCUGCUACACCGUGAGGAGGGCCCAGGCCCUACGCGCACUGUGGAGUGGCUCAACAUGCGCAGCUGGUGCUCGGGGCACUUGCAUCUGCGCUGUCCACGCCGCCUCUUCUCUCGCCGCAGCCCUGCCAAGCUGCACGAGCUCUACGAGAAGGUUUUCUCGAGACGCGCGGACCGGCACAGCGACUUCUCCCGCUUGGCACGGGUGCUCACAGGCAACACCAUCGCACUGGUGCUGGGUGGGGGCGGGGCCAGGGGCUGCUCACAUAUCGGGGUGCUAAAGGCAUUGGAGGAGGCAGGCGUCCCUGUCGACCUGGUGGGUGGCACAUCCAUCGGCUCCUUCAUUGGGGCCUUGUACGCAGAGGAGCGAAGCGCCAGUCGUACCAAGCAGCGGGCCCGGGAGUGGGCCAAGAGCAUGACUUCGGUGAUGGAGCCUGUGCUGGACCUCACGUACCCUGUCACCUCCAUGUUCACCGGCUCGGCCUUCAACCGCAGCAUCCAUCGAGUCUUCCAGGACAAGCAGAUCGAGGACCUGUGGCUGCCGUAUUUCAAUGUGACCACGGACAUCACCGCCUCAGCCAUGCGUGUCCACAAAGAUGGCUCCCUGUGGCGGUACGUACGUGCCAGCAUGACGCUCUCGGGCUACCUGCCCCCGCUGUGCGACCCGAAGGACGGGCACCUCCUCAUGGACGGCGGCUACAUCAACAACCUGCCAGCAACUUUGUCCCUUUGCCUCCAUCCCCUCCGUCCCGCUGGCUCCGGUCCCGCAGACUUACAAGCUCCACGGCCCGGCCCCACCUCCUCAGCGUCACGGGCAUCCAUGUCCAUGCCCUUUGAUACCGCGGACAUCGCCCGCAGCAUGGGUGCCAAGACGGUCAUCGCCAUCGACGUGGGAAGCCAGGAUGAGACAGACCUCAGCACCUAUGGGGACAGCCUGUCUGGCUGGUGGCUGCUGUGGAAGCGGCUGAACCCCUGGGCAGACAAGAUCAAGGUUCCAGACAUGGCCGAGAUCCAGUCUCGCCUGGCCUACGUGUCCUGCGUGCGGCAGCUGGAGGUGGUUAAGUCCAGCUCCUACUGCGAGUACCUGCGCCCGCCCAUCGACUGCUUCAAGACCAUGGACUUCGGGAAGUUCGAUCAGAUCUAUGAUGUGGGCUACCAGUACGGGAAGGCGGUGUUCGGGGGCUGGAGCCGGGGCGACAUCAUUGAAAAGAUGCUCACGGACCGGAGGUCUGCUGACCUUAACGAGAGCCGCCGUGCGGACGUGCUGGCCUUCCCCAGCUCUGGCUUCACCGACUUGGCGGAGAUUGUGUCUCGGAUCGAGCCCCCUACAACCAGCUAUGUUUCCGAUGGCUGUGCCGAUGGGGAGGAGUCGGACUGCCUGACGGAGUAUGAGGAGGACGCGGGCCCUGACUGCUCACGGGAUGAAGGGGGGUCUCCCGAGGGCGCGAGCCCCAGCACUGCCUCUGAGAUGGAGGAGGAGAAGUCAGUUCUCCGGCACCGGCGCUGUGUGCCCCUGGAGCCUCCCACCACGGCUGCGGAUGCCUGAGGACCUCGAGAGGGGUCCCCCUGGGGCUGGGCCGGGGCUGAGCCCUGUGAGGGUGGCUCACUCCUCUGCCUGCUGCUAUUCCUGCGACCCUCCUGGGUCCCCCUUGAACCCAAGCCCCCAGGGCCCACACACUGGACUGCCCUGCCCCCAAGGGGAGGGGCAGCACUGCACUGAUAGACCAUGACCAGUCACUCCCAAUAAACCUUCCUCUCUUGGAA